Encephalitozoon intestinalis ATCC 50506 is the source of this 591-nucleotide messenger RNA. Its product is annotated as E2F/DP transcription factor. Bases 1 to 591 code for a protein of 196 amino acids. NCBI's taxonomy places the organism in Eukaryota, Fungi, Microsporidia, Unikaryonidae. The transcript has a single exon. Gene Ontology annotation, cellular component: RNA polymerase II transcription regulator complex. Gene Ontology annotation, biological process: regulation of transcription by RNA polymerase II. Gene Ontology annotation, molecular function: RNA polymerase II cis-regulatory region sequence-specific DNA binding; protein dimerization activity; DNA-binding transcription factor activity, RNA polymerase II-specific. The record is from RefSeq and is a predicted model, not a curated record.
AUGGCAAGAAAAUCGACUUCGGACAGAUUGUCGUCUAUUAGAUCGGAAAACUCGCUUUACAACCUUACCAAGAGAUUUCUAAAGCUUGUGAGUAUGGCACCAGACCAUAACAUAAGCAUUCACCAGGCAUCGAUAGAGCUGAAUGUAGGAAAGAGAAGAAUAUACGACAUAACGAAUGUAUUGGAAGGAUUAGGACUUUUGAGUAAAUGGUCUGUAAGCAACGCAAAGUGGAUUGGCGGAAACAUAGAUCGGUAUUUACUUGAUGAUGAAGAAAAGGAAAACCAGGAGAAUUCCUAUCUAAAUCCAGAAAAUGUUCUAAAAGGCGAUGAUCUGGACGAAACCCUUUUCAGGCUCAAUGAAGAGAUUUCAAUGCUUUCCCAGUCGGAAAAGAAUCUUGCAAAUGCAUAUGUUACAUACUCAGACCUCCAGAACCUUCCUUCUCUAGAUGGAAACCUCGUUUUUGCAGUUAAGGCACCUUCGGAAACCAUAAUGGAAUAUCCUCGAUAUGAAAAAGGUUUCUAUAAGCUUAAGCUGAGCUCCGAACAAGGAACCAUAAAUAUCUUCUACGUUUCCGAUGAAAAGAAGGAUUAA